AUGUUUAAUGAUGCAUGACAAACGUUUUAUUAUGUUUUCGCAGCUCUGUACUGUAUCUGUAUCUCAGUGAGAUCUUGGUUCAGGUUUUGUUUGGAAUACUCGUCCUGGUAUACCUCCCUGAUUUGGAUCCUUAUCCCGGUUACACACCAAUGAGGACUGAAUUGGUUGAUGAGGCUGAAUAUGAAGAACUUCCUGGAGGAGAGCAAAUAUGUCCUGAGAGGCAUGCCACUAUAUUUUCCAGGAUAUUCUUUUCAUGGAUGAGUCCCCUCAUGCAGCAAGGGUAUAGAAGACCUAUUACAGAGAAGGAUAUCUGGAAGUUAGACACAUGGGAUAGGACAGAAACAUUGAAUGAAAAAUUUCAGGAAUGUUGGGCUAAAGAAAUGCGAAGGCCUAAACCAUGGCUUUUAAGGGCAUUGAAUAGUAGCCUAGGAGGACGGUUUUGGUGGGGAGGUUUCUGGAAGAUUGGCAAUGAUCUCUCCCAGUUUGUGGGGCCGCUUGUAUUGAACCACCUGCUACAGUCCAUGCAACAAGGUGAUCCAUCUUGGAUUGGUUACAUUUAUGCAUUCUCAAUUUUUGCUGGAGUGGCUGUUGGCGUGUUAUUUGAAGCUCAGUAUUUUCAGAAUGUCAUGCGUGUUGGUUUUCGGUUGAGAGCUACCUUGACUUUAGUUAUAAGCAAAAUGCAGAAACUGUCAAAGGAGGGCUUGCAGCGUACUGAUAGGAGAAUUGGCCUCAUGAAUGAAAUAUUGGCUGCAAUGGACACUGUAAAAUGUUAUUGUUGGGAAAGCAGCUUCCAGUCUAAAGUUCAAAGUGUUCGUAAUGAUGAAUUAUCAUGGUUCCGCAAAGCAUCACUACUUGGAGCGGUACAAAAAUGCAUUAGGUGGUUUUUGGGUGGUGAUGGUGCUUUUUGCAUGCUAUGUCUCAACAGAAGUUCUACGAGUUUCAAGUAGCACAUGGUUGAGUACUUGGACAGAUCAAGGCUCUCCAAAGACACAUGGGUCUGGUUAUUACAACUUGAUCUAUUCACUUCUCUCAUUUGGUCAGGUAUGAGUUUGUUAAGUAGAUAUGUACCAUUUUUCUUAUCCUUCUGUGACUUUCCCUUUU
Molecule: messenger RNA, 1101 nt
Organism: Rubroshorea leprosula
Lineage: Eukaryota; Viridiplantae; Streptophyta; Magnoliopsida; Malvales; Dipterocarpaceae
Source: the annotation of a GenBank genome assembly